GUUAGGCAGUGGAGGUUGGAGAGUAGUAUUUAUAACCCCAUAUUCAUGCACACAAUUUCAGGGAAAAUGCAUUAAAACCUUAAGCUAAAUACUAGGAUCAACUAUCUUAGUUUUCUCCCACAUAUGGCUUCCAAUAGUAAUGUUGUUUUUGGUGAUGAGGAAAGCCAGCUUUCUGGUGGGACUAAUAGAGUUCAACCUUGCUCUUCUACACCAAGAAAGAAUACUAUUGAUGAUGACGGAAAGAAGCCAAAUUUUCUUUCACUCUCUCAAAGGCUGGGCAUCCAGGACUUCUUUUGUUUGGAUGUAUGGCGAGCGUCGAUGGGAGAACUCCUAGGCUCAGCAGUUCUUGUUUUCAUGUUGGAUACUAUAGUAAUUUCCACUUUUGAAAGUGAAACAAAAAUGCCAAAUUUGAUCAUGUCAAUUCUCAUAGCAGUUGUGAUCACAAUUCUACUCCUGGCUGUUGUUCCGGUGUCCGGAGGCCAUAUCAAUCCGGUUAUCUCUUUCUCGGCUGCGCUCGUUGGAAUUAUAUCCAUGUCAAGAGCCAUAAUUUACAUUGUGGCUCAAUGUCUUGGUGCAAUUUUAGGUGCACUAGCUCUCAGAGCAGUGGUUAGUUCAUCAAUUGAAGACACUUUCUCACUUGGUGGUUGUACUGUCACAAUAAUUGCACCGGGCCCAAAUGGGCCCGUUACUAAGGGCCUAGAAACGGCCCAAGCCUUAUGGCUAGAGAUAUUUUGUACAUUUGUUUUUCUCUUUGCUUCAAUUUGGAUGGCUUAUGAUCAUCGACAAGCUAAAGCUCUUGGACACGUCACUGUGUUGUCCAUUGUUGGUGUAGUGUUAGGCCUUCUAGUGUUUAUCUCGACCACAGUGACCGCGAAAAAGGGCUAUGGCGGGGCUGGGAUUAACCCGGCAAGAUGUUUGGGGCCAGCUAUUAUUAGAGGAGGUCACCUUUGGGAUGGACAUUGGAUCUUUUGGGUUGGACCAACUAUUGGUUGUGUAGCCUUCUAUGUGUACACAAAAAUCAUUCCAUCAAAGCAUUUUCUUGCAGAAUAUGGAUUCAAGCAUGAUUUUGUUGGAGUUGUUAAGGCUUUGUCAAAUGUAUAAAGGCCCAGACGCAACAAUGGGCCUAUGGGUUUCCUUUAUGGGCCAAUAAUAAACUAAUGUGUAAAAGGAGGACUUGAAUAAUAAGUAAAUAGAACAUCAUAUCAUAUUGUCCCUACCUAGUACCCACUUGAUGUAAUUUAAGCUUAAGCUUAUCAAUGUUUCAACAAGUUUCUCUCUCUUUCAAAA
Molecule: messenger RNA, 1287 nt
Organism: Solanum tuberosum (potato)
Lineage: Eukaryota; Viridiplantae; Streptophyta; Magnoliopsida; Solanales; Solanaceae
Gene: XIP1-1-BETA
Product: X intrinsic protein
Exons: 3
Coding region: 124-1101 (325 amino acids)
Biological process (GO): transmembrane transport
Cellular component (GO): membrane
Molecular function (GO): channel activity
Source: RefSeq, a predicted model, not a curated record